Messenger RNA from Hipposideros armiger (great roundleaf bat), 2509 nucleotides. RefSeq names its product SPARC related modular calcium binding 2 (gene SMOC2). The transcript is spliced from 14 exons. The coding region runs from base 1 to 1299 and encodes 432 amino acids. Lineage: Eukaryota; Metazoa; Chordata; Mammalia; Chiroptera; Hipposideridae. Gene Ontology annotation, molecular function: extracellular matrix binding; heparin binding; calcium ion binding. The record is from RefSeq and is a predicted model, not a curated record. Gene Ontology annotation, biological process: extracellular matrix organization. Gene Ontology annotation, cellular component: basement membrane.
AUGACGCUGCACGCUGAGUAUGAGAGCCGUUGGCGCCUGCCAUGCGUGAGGGACCGGGGAGUGGACCCAGCCAGAGUCCGUGGGUCGGUUCUGGCUGCUUCACACGUGGUGGGUGACGUCUUCUGGGGGCCUGUCUUCAUCCGUGAGCCCCUUGAAAGGGAUUUGGGCUUCCUUCCACGGGUGUCCCUCACUUUGGUGGUGAUCGUGGUGCUGUUCAGAGACGUGUCCAGGUGUGUGGCGGAGAGGAAGUACACCCAGGAGCAGGCCCGGAAGGAGCUCCAGCAGGUGUUCAUUCCGGAAUGCAACGACGACGGCACCUACAGUCAGGUCCAGUGUCACAGCUACACGGGAUACUGUUGGUGUGUCACGCCCAACGGGAGACCCAUCAGCGGCACCGCCGUGGCCCACAAGACACCCAGGUGCCCUGGUUCCGUAAAUGAAAAGUUACCCCAACGAGAAGGCACAGGAAAAACAGAUGCCUCAGCUCCAGCGCUGGAGACUCAGCCUCAAGGAGAUGAGGAAGAUAUUGCAUCACGUUACCCUACGCUUUGGACUGAACAAGUUAAAAGUCGACAGAACAAAACCAAUAAGAAUUCAGUGUCCUCGUGUGACCAGGAGCAGCAGUCGGCCCUGGAGGAGGCCAGGCAGCCCAAGAACGACAAUGUGGUGAUCCCUGAGUGUGCUCACGGCGGCCUGUACAAGCCCGUCCAGUGCCACCCCUCCACGGGCUACUGCUGGUGCGUCCUGGUGGACACCGGACGCCCCAUCCCGGGCACAUCCACCAGGUAUGAGCAGCCGAAAUGUGACAACACAGCCAGGGCGCACCCCACCAAAGCGAGGGACCUGUACAAGGGCCGCCAGCUCCAAGGUUGUCCUGGUGCCAAAAAGAAUGAGUUUCUGACGAGUGUCCUGGACGCGCUCUCCACCGACAUGGUCCAUGCCGUCUCCGACCCCGCCUCCUCCGGCAGACUCUCCGAGCCCGACCCCAGCCACACGCUGGAGGAGAGAGUGGUCCACUGGUACUUCAAACUACUUGACAAAAAUUCCAGUGGGGACAUCGGCAAAAAGGAGAUCAAGCCCUUCAAGAGAUUCCUUCGGAAGAAAUCCAAACCCAAGAAGUGUGUGAAGAAGUUUGUGGAGUACUGCGACGUGAAUAACGACAAGUCCCUGUCUGUGCUUGAGCUGAUGGGCUGCCUGGGCGUGACCAAGGAGGAGGGGAAAUCCCGCACGCGGAAGCGUCACACCCCUAAAGGUAAUGCUGAGAGCACUUCCAAUAGACAGCCGAGGAAGCGAGGAUAAGUGGCUGACACGUCCAGGGCGGUUCCUAGACGUGUGGGAGGCUCCCUCACCAAAAAGCAAUUAAAAAAACAGAAACAAAAACACAUAGUAUUUGCACUUUGUACUUUAAAUGUAAAUUCACUCUGUAGAAAUGAGAUAUUUAAACAGACUGCUUUGAUCUGUGAAAAGGGCGGGGCUGGCUUCAGAAGACCGAGCACAUACAAUGUAUGUGCCCUCUUUUGACCUUGGGGUCUGUGCUCGGUGCAGCUGCACUUGGAAGGGAUCUGGGCUCCUCUUGGGGGUCACACACACGGUCACAGGGAGGCCCCGCAGCUCCGGCCCCGAGCCUUCCCCACCAGCACACUCACACGCGUGCCAGCCUGCCGCCUUUGAACCCCGCUGCACUCGCAGCCUCCCUGAGUCGUGUCGAAGCCUCGUGAUUCUGUAGAACUGUGUCACCUGCUGUCCCUGCCGUGCCGCUCACACUGCUUGUAAGGUCAGAAAGGAGCGGGAUCCUUGCGCCCCCUUCCCCGUUCUCCCUCACACCUGGCCUUGCCUGUCCUACUGUGGCCACCGGGACCCGCUGUGAAGUGUCACCUGAGCACCAUGACGACGGUCUCCUUAAACAAGGCGCAGCAGGACAGGCUGUGCCCCGGGUGGUGUGGGCGUUGGCGGCCAGCAGCAGGGCCUGGCAGUGCCCUGCUGCCCCCAUCCUUCUCCAAAUGCCCCCAGGGCAUGAGAACAUGCCAGUGGGAAGUUCCCCCCAGAGGCACUUGUGAGGGGAGGGUCAGGAACCCAAGGCCCCCGCCGUGAGCCGCGGAUCUGGCCCAGUGUCCAGCCAGCGGCCACUCCGAGCUGGCCGCCCCCAGCAAGCGUCCUGGCCUCACGGCGCCACCUGGAGGCCGGGCCGAGAGCUGUGCGUGGCCCCGGGGAUGUUGUCUUAGCUCAGACUUUUGGCCAAGAAAGAACCCUCAUGGCCCCAAAUCUCCCCACACGUGUCCUGUAAAAUGAUCUCUGUGAAUAUGCAUGAAGAUAUUUUAGGAGGCUUCUUACGUAUUUAAACUGUGCAAAGUAAAAAAGCUGAAACUUUGGAGCCACAAAACCAGCUCAAGUGUGCGUCACCAUUGCUUAAGAAACAGUUAUGACCAUAAAUUUAUCGGAUAAUCUUUUAUAUUUCUGAACUUUGAAUUUAAUCAUUUUUCUUAGAUUAAAAUAAAAUGUGCUAUCGAAA